AUGAAUUGCAAUAAUAAAAGUGAGACAAAUGGACAAAAAGUGCAAAAAUCAAAGUUUUAUACAAAGUUUACUUCAGAUAAAAAAUCUUUCGGUGCUUUUCAAUGGUUAUUAAAUCAAAAAAAGAAGUGUCUCUCAAAUUCAAAAGGAUUGUCUGCAAAUGUUUCAUCAAAUAAAUCACAACAAAUCAAUGCCAGCAAUAGUUUGGUCAAUGAAAAGUCCGAAGUAUUAGAUGCAAACAAACCAUCAAAUUGUACAUCAAAUGCAAUUAACUACAAUCAAAGUCAUAAUCAAACACAACAACGAUUGUCAACACUUUCGCAGAUGACUCUCAAUCGAAACUGUCGACCCAUUUCUACUCCAAAUUCAAUUGAAAAUAUUAAACUUAAUCCAAACAAAUUUAAUAGCAAUGCUAUAAAUGCUGGUCUUUGGACACUUCCUCGAAGGCCGAAAACAGAGAAGAUUGAGUCAAAUACUUGUUCGGGUAAUUUAAUUGACAAAACUAUAGUCUAUCAGAAAGGACCCGAUAUUAUAGGUUUGGGAUUCAGUAUUGUUGGUGGCGUUGACUCACCUAAAGGCUCAAUGGGUAUAUUUGUCAAAACUAUAUACCCGAGUGGACAGGCGGCACAAUUUGCUAAUUUAUUCGAAGGGGAUCAAAUAUUCAGUAUUAAUGGCCAGUCGACUGAAGGCUUGACUCAUUCGGAAGUGUUGGCAAUAUUUAAAAGAAUUAAAAAGGGAGAUCUCGUCCUACAUAUUGGUCGCCGACCAGAUGUUGCUCUAAACAGUGCUAAAAACUCCAAAUCGUGUUCAAACCUCGAUCUCAUUUCAUGAGUUAUAUCGUCUAAUAUUUAAUGGACAAUAACUCUAACU
Molecule: messenger RNA, 867 nt
Organism: Oppia nitens
Lineage: Eukaryota; Metazoa; Arthropoda; Arachnida; Sarcoptiformes; Oppiidae
Product: multiple PDZ domain protein-like
Exons: 4
Coding region: 1-828 (275 amino acids)
Molecular function (GO): protein binding
Source: RefSeq, a predicted model, not a curated record